Molecule: messenger RNA, 2837 nt
Organism: Rana temporaria (common frog)
Lineage: Eukaryota; Metazoa; Chordata; Amphibia; Anura; Ranidae
Product: cytochrome P450 2C29-like
Exons: 11
Coding region: 356-1852 (498 amino acids)
Biological process (GO): xenobiotic metabolic process
Cellular component (GO): intracellular membrane-bounded organelle; cytoplasm
Molecular function (GO): iron ion binding; oxidoreductase activity, acting on paired donors, with incorporation or reduction of molecular oxygen, reduced flavin or flavoprotein as one donor, and incorporation of one atom of oxygen; heme binding
Source: RefSeq, a predicted model, not a curated record
UAGGCUGUUUGGGGCCCCAAGAUUUAUAACAGCAUCUCUAAACACACCACUGCACGCAGUUGACCCCAUAGCUCCCAGGCAUUAACAAACAUAAACAUCCAGUGUAACAGUUGGCACCUGCCAACACAUUGCACAAGACGAGACCAGAUACAAGAAUGUUUGCAAUCAAAUGCUGUUAACAGGGUUUAAUCAUUAGCUGGGUCUGUUGGGAGGAUUUGGAACAAGCUGUUCACGAUGAAGAGCUCCAGUGAGAGCAGCCAGGACCAUUCGCAUCAAGCCCCCAGCAAAGAAGACACGGGCGAAGUACUGACCAUUCAAGGUUUCCAAGGAUCCGGCCUCUACUGAAGAGCAGAAAAUGGGAUUCUCCACAAUCCUCGCUCUGUUGGUCUUCAUCACCAUCCACUUUAUCAUAUCAUGGUGGAGACAGCACAGACGAUACAGGUCACUGCCCCCCGGACCCACCCCGCUGCCCUUCCUUGGCACCCCGAUGUAUAUGGAUCCGCUAACUGCCGAUAAAGAUUACACCUUGCUCAGCCAAAAGUACGGCUCGAUAUUCACCCUCUGGAAACAGACGGAACCGGUGGUGGUCCUCUGCGGUUAUGAGACGGUGAAGGAUGCCCUGCUGAACCGCGCCGAGGAGUUUAGUGCCCGCCCAUUUCUACCCACCGUGCACAUCCCCACCAAAGGAUACGCUAUUAACGGCCCCCGGUGGCGUCCCUUGCGCCGAUUCACCAUCUCCUCUCUGAGGAACUUCUGGAUGGGGAAGAAGACCAUGGAAUCCCGGGUGCUUGAGGAGGCGACUUAUCUCACCCACGCGGUGUCUGAGACGGAAGGAAAACCAUUCAAUCCAUUUAUGAUUCUGUCCAGCGCUCUUGCAAAUAUUAUCAGUUCUGUGUUGUUUGGAGAACAUUUUGACUACAAAGACCCAAAGUUACAAGAUCUGAUAUCUCACACGGCCCGUCACAAUAGGAAUAUUACAUCCCGGAUGUAUGCAGUCUGCAAUGUCUUCCCAUUCCUCCUCAAACUACCAUUAGUACCAAAGGCUGUCUUUAAGGAAAACUUCUACCUGCAGAACUUUGUGCUGGAUUACAUUAAGGAGCACAAAUGCACCCUGAAGCCUGAGGCCCCCCGAGAUUUUAUUGAUUAUUUUUUGCUGAAGAUAAAAGAGUUUACAGAAUGCAAAGUUGAGCAUGAAGAAGACCCUGAUUUCUGUGACUUGAGUCUCCUGAAUAUUGUAGUGGGGCUACUGGGAGGAGGUUCUGAGUCUACUACUUCCACCUCAAAGUUCUGCCUGGUGGUUUUGGCUCACUAUCCGGAUGUCCAGGCAAAGGUCCAACAGGAGAUUGAUGAGGUGACGCAGUCACUGCGCCCACCAACGAUCGGAGACAGACCACAACUGCCAUACACCAAUGCCACUAUCCAUGAAAUACAGAGAGUUCUAGACCUGGCGCCAACAGCUUUCUUUCACGCCGUGACCAAGGACAUCCAGUUCCGUGGACACACAAUUCCAAAGGGCACCACCAUCAUCCCAUUCCUGACAUCGGUGCUUAAUGACCCCUCUCAAUGGGAGACGCCGGAACGGUUCAACCCCGGGCACUUCCUGGAUGAGGAGGGCAAGUUCCGCAAUCGGGUGGCCUUCAUGCCAUUCUCAGCCGGAAAGCGUGUUUGUCCCGGAGAGAAUUUGGUCCGAAUGGAGCUCUUCCUUCUCCUCUCUGCUCUGCUCCAGAAAUUCACCUUCAAGCUGCCCCCGGGAUCUGAGCGCCGGGACUCCAAAUGGCUGAAUGCUAAUAAACGUGACAUUACGUCUAAUGCCCAGCUGUGUGCUGUACCUCGAGCAUUACCCACCAAGUAAUCACAUGCCAAAACUUUGAUUUUCCGUAAAGCAUUUCUAAACCAAGGGUGAGGUAAAGGAUCUUUUAAGUGAUAAUUUGGGCAAAUAUAGAAUGAAAGGAGAUCUGGGGGCAGUAUAGGAUAGGCAGUAUACUGUAUAUACAUGUAGAUUCACAUUGUAAGGUUUAAAUCGGCUUUUAAAUUGAUCUUCCUUAAUCUCUAGAGGUCACAAGAGGUGACCUGCCACUUGAUGGCACCUACAUAGUUCUGACACCAGUGUCACUUGGUGGUGCCAACAAUAAACGCUGACACCAACAGUCCACUUGCUUGCCUGUAGGGGGAAUUCUUCCCAUUGACCACCAAUGUAAGGGGGCAUUCUUUUAACUGGACACUAAUGCACCUUUCUCAUUCCACACUUCUCCACUGACCACCAUUGUAAGGAGACCCCUUGUUCAACAACAAGGGGUACUUCUUAGUGACCUCCACUGUAAAAGGGCAUUUCUCUACUGUCCACCAAUGCCACGGGCACUUCUGCACCAACCACUAAUGUAAGGGGGGCACUUUUUCCAGUGAGCACCAGAGUAAGGGGGCAUUUCUUUUUUGACCACCAGUGUAAAGAGACUGUUUUUCUUUAUGUGCCAUUAUUAUUACUAGCACAUUUGUGUUUUAUUGUGAUAAUUUUAUGCAUUUUAAAUGCUUGAUAUUUCAUUUUUUUGCAACAACUGUGCUCAGUCUCGCCAUGGUGUAUGACCUGUGACAUGAAAAAUGUCUUCCACAAUCUCACUUUAGGAGCAGAGUUUGGCUGUUCCUCACCCAAUUUUAACCCCCCCUCCCCCUACACAGUUGUUUCAGUUAAUGACUGUGUUUCAACCUACAUAUAAAAAUGAUGAUUAUUGGCACCUGCUUGAUAUAAUUGGUUAAUCAUACAAAUGACUAUUCCUGCAAAAUCCUUGACUUUGUGCAACUAUACAACAUGUGCAAGUGUAAUGCCGCGUACACACGAUCAU